Molecule: messenger RNA, 1050 nt
Organism: Fusarium musae
Lineage: Eukaryota; Fungi; Ascomycota; Sordariomycetes; Hypocreales; Nectriaceae
Exons: 3
Coding region: 1-1050 (349 amino acids)
Biological process (GO): transmembrane transport
Molecular function (GO): transmembrane transporter activity
Source: RefSeq, a predicted model, not a curated record
AUGGCUGCUCGAAUCUUGAAUGGCUUCUUCAGCACUGUCUCGCAAGGUGGAGGAUUGAUGUUCAUCUUUGACAUGUUUUAUUUCCAUGAGCGUGCUCGCAAGAUUAAUAUUUGGGCUGCUUUCAUCAUCCUCUCUCCGUACAUGGGUCCAUUAUUUACUGCCUUCAUCAUUAAUACAGAGGCCUGGCCUAUUGCGUUCUGGGUGUACUUUACUGAGACCUCGCUCGUGCUCAUCCUUACGGUCCUGUUUGUAGAGGAGACCUACUAUGAUCGUCGAAUCCCUGCCGCCGAUCAACCGCCCAGAGGAUCACGUAUCGGCAGCCUGUUAGGCUAUGCCCAGUAUCAAUCUCGCCACCUCCGUAACAGCUUCGGUCAAGCCUGCAUGCGCCCAAUCCGCGUCAUCCUCAAACCAACCGUCUUCCUGUCCUCCUUUUACUACCUACUCACCUUUGCAUGGGUCGUCGGUAUCAACACAACCUUGUCAAUCUUCCUUACACCACUAUACAACUUUGGUCCUAAGCAGAUCGGCUUUUUUUAUUUCGCACCUGUUGUUGCCGCUAUUCUGGGAGAAGUUGUCGGCCACUGGCUACACGAUAGAAUUGCCACGCAAUUCAUUAAAAUGCACAAUGGUCACUUUGAGCCCGAGAUCAGAUUGCGUGCGAUUUGGUUCAGCACCCCGUUCAUGCUGGCCGGUUUAGUCGGAUUGGGCCUCGCUCUUGAGGAAGGGUACCACUACAUGAUUACAGCCUUGUUCUGGGGCCUGUAUGUCUUUGGUAUCAUGGUUACUACAGUUGCUCUGAACGCAUAUAAUCUCGACAGCUAUCCAGAGGCAUCGGGGGAGGUGUCUGCCUGGAUCAACUUUGCGCGAACUACUGGAGGGUUUAUCAUCAGCUAUUUUCAAGUCAAAUGGGCCAACUCGGUUGGGGCUAGAGUCAGUUUUGGUACCCAGGCUGGUAUUUGCGCUGCUGCGUUUCUUAUCAUUCUUGUGUUGCAGGUAUUCGGAAAGAGAAUGAGAGAGAAGAGUGGAAAGCUAUCCUUCCCUACUGCAUAA